This is a messenger RNA of Punctularia strigosozonata HHB-11173 SS5, 2115 nucleotides long. RefSeq names its product ribonuclease III. NCBI's taxonomy places the organism in Eukaryota, Fungi, Basidiomycota, Agaricomycetes, Corticiales, Punctulariaceae. Bases 1 to 2115 code for a protein of 704 amino acids. Gene Ontology annotation, cellular component: nucleus; RISC complex; cytoplasm. The record is from RefSeq and is a predicted model, not a curated record. The transcript is spliced from 9 exons. Gene Ontology annotation, biological process: siRNA processing. Gene Ontology annotation, molecular function: RNA binding; ribonuclease III activity.
AUGCCGUAUUUCUUGGUCCCCAUGGGAUCGGUUCAGGCAGAUGAAUUGCAACGCAUGGACGUCGCUUCUCGGGUUCAGUGGGAUCAAGUGCACCUGGCAGCGAAUGCAUGGGCAGUUCCGCUCAACUUGACCUCGGUAGAAGCUCUAGGACAUGAUGUGGAGGACGCCGUUGUUCAAGACAAGAGCGCAGAAUUUUGCAGACGUUAUGAAGUAGAACGCCUGCGGACCGAUAUGUCACCCCUGAGUUCACCCGGAGAUAGUAAGCGGGAAGCAGGUUUUGCGAGCUUCUUGGAAUACUGCAAGGUCCAGAGCACUCGGGCAGCGGAGUCCAUUACCGAUUACAACCAACCGCUCCUUCAAGUGACUCGGUUGGGUGGUAGUGUCAACUUCCUAAACCCUCUUCUCAGCGGCCCGGACGAAAGUCACAAAGCGGAUGCGAAAUAUCUCAUUCCACAGUUGUGCCCGAAAUUCAGCAUUCCAGCCAGUAUCUUCAAGACGGGUCUUUACCUUCCCUCCCUCGCGCGGAGGAUUGACGAGAUGCUGCUUGUAAAAGAACUCAACGCAGAAAUCCUGCAUGACCUCGUCGGCGAGCAACUGCUCCUCGAGGCGAUUACACCCCCAUCGGCGAGCGCCGAGUUUAAUUAUGAACGCCUGGAACUUCUUGGUGAUGCAUUCCUCAAGUAUCUGGCAUCUGUGUACGUUUAUGUGACUCGCCAAGGAGGCGAAGGUGCCCUUCACAAUGCUCGCCAGAAGCUCAUCGCCAAUGACUACCUCAUGGACUGCGCCGUUCGCGUGGGCUUGCCCCCGUACAUCCAGUCAGCCGCGUUCGCGUACAAAUACUGGGCACCGCACAACGUCCGCGUUCUUGCGCGUCCCACGGACGACAUGACGUGCGGUCCAUCGCAGGAUGCGAACGGGGAAAAGAGCAUCGAAGAGCCGAAGAAGGAAGACGCAGGUAUCCCGAGCAAGAGGAAGGCGAAAUUCGAUCCGAACACUUCACAAUGGCUUGGGCACAAGGCCAUCGCUGACGUAGUGGAGGCCAUUAUCGGCGCUGCCUACCUCAACGGGGGUUCUGAUAACGCCUUACAGACGGUCUUGGAUCUCGGUAUCGAUCUAUCUGGUAUUUCUUCCUGGACCGAUUUUAGACGUCUCUCCGCCAGCGACCCAGGCCACCCUCAGCUAGUCUUGCCCUCCCAGUCGGUCGUGGAACUGAGUCGGAUCCUAGGGCGUCCUGUGAAUGAUCGCCAGUUGCUGGCUCAUGCAUUGGCCUGCGGCGGACUGACGGGAGCUGUGCCUAUAUUGCGACAACGUUUGGAAUUCCUCGGUGAUGCCAUACUGGAGUACUUAUUGAUACGAUAUCUCUAUUCCAAGAACCAGAGUUCAUCUCCUGGCAUACUGUCCGCGGGCAUGGUGAGCAAUGACGCCCUCGCGGCGCUGUGCGUCACGUCCGGUAUCUACGAACAUCUGCUUGUCGACAGACGAUCAGAGCUGUACCGCACGACUCAAAACUAUCGGAAGCUUAUACUUCAGAGGCAACAGGCCGAGAAUGCGGCCGCUAGGGCCGAGCUACGAUCACCAGGUCAAUUCUGGCACGACGUCCCGGCGCCGAAGGUGCUGUCAGAUGCUAUGGAAGCCACUCUGGGCGCACUAUAUGUUUCUGACGGUUUCACGGCGGAUGGGACGCAAAUCGUAUUCGAACGUCUCUUCAAGCCGUUUUACGACCGUCAUGUCACGCUGCAGACGCUCUCUCACCAUCCGAACAAGAUCUUGGCGGAACUGCUGCAGAAACAAGGCUGCCAGGAUUUUGAGUUCCGUAAGGCGGACGAGCAUGAGGCCACUCUGUUGGCCCAUGGCCGGUCCGACAACGCGAUCGCGGUCUGCACAGUCAUCGUACACGGCGUCAUCUUGGCGGUCGGCGAAGGCGAAUCCAUCGCUGCGGCCACGAGGGCUGCGUCUCUGCAGGCGUUGGACGCAGUCGAGGGGGAUCCAGGCUUUAUCUUCCGUAAUUGCAGAUGCAAAGCACGCGGACAGGCGAAGCGCGGCCAGAGCAAGAAGACUAAGGAGAAACCUCUGGCUGACGUCGAGGGUUCGAGUGUACGCCCUUCUGACAGCUAA